UUGUAUUCAGUGUUUCAUGUGGAGUUUAUUAAAUGUUCUCUCUCACAUCUGUGUCUCCAGUCUGUUAAAAGGAUUUGUCUCAGUAGCUUCAGAGCUUGUCAUGUGACCACUCAAGUCAAGAUCAAGGCAGCAGAGAGGAAACAUGCGUCUCUCCCUCGUCCUGCUGUUUGUUCUGUUCACCGAAGCUUCAGCUGCAGACGGUGAAGAUCCUGGAACCUUCAUCGCUCCAAGGCAUCUGGUGGAUGAUGAGCCUCAACAGCUCAGACAACCUCAGCCCCGUCCCAGAAACUCAUUCCAAAUGAACAAGCCUGUGAGGUUACUGGACGCCAUCAUUCAAAGCCUCCCCAUCCCGCGGGAUGAGCCGCUGACCUCUGACAUCAACGGCACCACUGAGGCGCCCCCAGCUGCAGGGUCCACCACCACUGCAGCUCCAGACCCGGACGCCGAGGUCUGCAGCGGUCGGCCGUUUGACGCCUUCACCCAGUUAAGUAACGGCUCCAUCUACGCUUUCAGAGGGCAGUAUGUUUUUGAGCUGGGCCAGAGGUCGGUACUUCCUGGUUAUCCCAAGCUCAUCCAGGAUGUUUGGGGCAUGACUGGACCGAUUGAUGCUGCUUUCACCAGAUUCAACUGUCUCGGGAAAACCUACAUCUUCAAGGGCAGCCAGUACUGGAGGUUUAACAAGAAGGGUGUCCUGGAUGAAGACUACCCGCGGGACAUCAGCGUCGGCUUUGAUAACAUCCUCUACCCCUUUGAUGCGGCCUUCAGUAUCCCUGCAGCUGGGAACCAUGCCAAAGAGAAGUUCUUCCUUUUCAAAGCGGAGCAGUAUGCCACAUACGAGUUUGUCCACCGGCCGACACCAGAUCAGUGCCAUUCCCCCUCAGAUGGUAGCCUGGAGGAUCUUCUCAGCGAGCCCGUCUCUGACUUGCCUCAGCAUCACAGCAAACACCACUUCAUUGAGAAGGACUGGAGAGGCCUGAAGUCCCCGGUGGACGCCGCCCUGACCGGCCGAAUCAUGCAGCGGCCCAGGAGCGCGGGUUCUGACCACCUGUCUGACCAGCAAUACCAGGGGUUUGGACGGCAGAGAGGGCAAAGGAGAGGAGGCUUGUCGCAUGAAACGGGGUCCGUCGAUGGUGAAGAAGUGAUGGACAACACAGAUGACGAUGACGGUUUCCGGAUCCAGACCGCCUACUUCUUCAGAGGAGCUAACUACUACAGAGUGGACCUCAGCAGCAAGAGGGUGGAGCCCGGGGUGCCUCCGUACCCCAGAUCCAUCGGCAAAUACUGGCUGGGCUGCACUGAUGGGAGCUGAGCCCAGACGAGCCAGCGCCGACCCGACUGCCCAUCCACUCACAUUUUCUGCUUUAAUACGUUAAUGGCAAUGUUGCCGUGUGAAUGGGGCGUAUCAUCUGCACUGCAUUUCUUCUAUUGUGGGAAACAUGACAAAUAUACCUGUAGACGCCACUUUCCAAGCUCCGACUCGCUGACUGUUUCCUUUAUUUCACUUUGCUCUGGCAGCCGAUUUAAAACUGCAAUGUUCGAUCAGAGAGAUUUCUGUCAACACUGAAUUUUGCACCGCAUGCCUCGAUCUUUUGAUGACCGCUUGCAAUAAAACAUCAUAACAAAA
Synchiropus splendidus (mandarinfish) is the source of this 1624-nucleotide messenger RNA. RefSeq names its product vitronectin-like. Bases 143 to 1309 code for a protein of 388 amino acids. Gene Ontology annotation, biological process: cell adhesion mediated by integrin; cell-matrix adhesion. The transcript is spliced from 8 exons. The record is from RefSeq and is a predicted model, not a curated record. NCBI's taxonomy places the organism in Eukaryota, Metazoa, Chordata, Actinopteri, Syngnathiformes, Callionymidae. Gene Ontology annotation, molecular function: extracellular matrix binding.